This is a messenger RNA of Triticum aestivum (bread wheat), 1592 nucleotides long. RefSeq lists its product as uncharacterized. The transcript is spliced from 2 exons. The record is from RefSeq and is a predicted model, not a curated record. Bases 217 to 1353 code for a protein of 378 amino acids. Lineage: Eukaryota; Viridiplantae; Streptophyta; Magnoliopsida; Poales; Poaceae.
CGAGCCCUCUGCCGCCGCUUUUUUGCCUGCCUCGCACCGCCGCCGCCCCCUCUCCCUCUCUUCUAGAUUUCUCCAGUCGAUCUGCCUGUGUCCGUCUUUACCCACGCUUCUAGAUCAACAGCUUCUGGUAUCUUUCGGCGAGAACCUCCCUACCGCUAGGCCAUCUGAAGAUUCUGAUAAUUGGAGGCUUACAAUAUUUUUUGCGCAGGUGACAUUAUGAGUCGUAGGUAUUUGAAUCUGAUAGUGCACGACUUCAGUAGUCGCAUCUAUUCGCUGUGCCGCAUCGAUGUCCGCAAGCACCUCUUCUACGAAGACUCUGAAAUGGCACAACGAGCAGCACACCCCGCAGGAGAGAAGUUGAAGAACAUUCGUGGAGUGUUGGCAGCGAUGGGCGGCUGGAAAAGAUUACCUCCGCCGGCAAUAAAUUUCCAGGCAUCGCCCAGUAUCGUAAACAAGACUUCGGUGCAUUUGUUCGCUUUACUGGGAGGGGAGAGCAACAUCCUUUACUCUGACAAUAAUUGUCAGACCACACUCUGCAACAUUGACUUGAAAAUCGUCGAUCCCUUCGCUCCUCCCAAUUCAUGCAAGAGUGCAAAUGCCAUCAGUCUCCCCAUAACCCAGGCCCAUCUUGAACCUCCCUCAUUGUACGUCUUGGAUCUCCCCUCCACUCCCAGAACCGCUUGCUCCUUUGAGGUCCUCUCGCUCCGCGAGAACAAACCGGCUCUUCCUAGGGAAUGGAGCUGGGAAAUUCUGCCGCUGCCACCAUUUUUCUGCAAUCGAAAAAUAGCCCCCGACUUGUAUUCUUAUGCUGUGGUUAAUGGUUCUACCAUAUGCAUUUCAUCUCUGAAUCAGACUAUAGGCACCUACACCUUUGACACAGUGAGCAAGGAAUGGAGCCAAGCUGCGCGCUGGGCACUGCCCUUCUUUGGCAAAGCUGAGUUUGUCCCUGAGCUCAACCUCUGGUUUGGCCUCUCAGCCUGCAACCCCUUCUCCAGCUUAUGUGCUGUCGAUCUCUCUGGAGUAGACUCUGGGCAGUCAGCAAAGUUGCAGCAUACAUGGGAUUAUCUUGAUCUGCCUGAGGACGAGCCGUGGUUGCCAUCCCAGCUGCACCUGUUCAACCUUGGCUUAGGCAAGUUUUGUGUUGCCACCUUCUUCGGGACCGAGUUGCGCACCUGUGAUAUGUCACCCUAUUCUACAGAUUCAGAUUAUGAGGACACAUAUGGAAGGGAGUUUGCUGUCUUCACCGGCCUGGAGGUGAAGCGCAGAAACGAUGGUGAGGGUCCUCUCCAGUUGAUCAGGCACAUGUCCAAACGUUUCAGCAUUGGAAGCCGUAACAUCGAGUGUGUGCUCUAAAGAAUAUUUUGUUUGUCGCCUGGCUGGUGAUCCUUGCACAGCCGCAGCAGCUCGAGGUUAAUUACAACUAGUUAUACUGUGAGCAAAGUUCAAAAAAGCGCUAGGCGCUAAUUAUGCGUUUGGGCACCUACUUGCGCUUUUCUAGCUUAGGCGUGAUUAGGCGAAAUUAGGCGCAAUUAGGCGUUAGUACUGUAACGUGAAGAAAUAAGCUAGAUGGGCUGGGCUAGCCCACUAAACCA